GGUCUACUUGAAAAUGAGUUUGUUUUUUUUUUAACUUAAAACCUUAAAACAGUUAGCCACGAACCACGCAUUUGAGUAGUUUUAUUUUGAGCUUUCAAAAUGCGUUUAACUUUUGGUUUUUUAACAAUUAUAGUUUUAUGGUUUACUUUAUUUAGUAGUGCUGAAUCAUCUGGAAAAUCCCGCAACCGAGAAGAUCGUUUUGAUCUGGAGAACGAGAGCUUUGAAAAUGAGAAUGAUGACGAACUCAUUGCUUCGUGUGAAAGUGCGGAGAGUGUGGAAAACUAUAGCUGCCGGCAGAGAAAUAAUAAAUAUCCAAAGAGAAAGACUUUUAAAUUUGCAAUUUAAAAAUAAUAUUAUAUGUGAUUUAAUU
Drosophila eugracilis is the source of this 370-nucleotide messenger RNA. RefSeq lists its product as uncharacterized. The transcript has a single exon. Bases 100 to 345 code for a protein of 81 amino acids. Lineage: Eukaryota; Metazoa; Arthropoda; Insecta; Diptera; Drosophilidae. The record is from RefSeq and is a predicted model, not a curated record.